GCCCGCCUGCCCUGCCCGGAGCUCCGAGGGGAGCCGCCGGCCCGUCGCCCUUGCCUUCCCUCUCUUGCCGAGUUUAGCGGCGCCCUUGGAGGACUUCGCCCCGUGUCCCCCCCCCUCCGGGGGCGGCGGCGUGGUAUGCGCGGACAGCGGCGAGAUGGCCUCGGCCGUGUUUGAAGGGACCUCGCUGGUGAACAUGUACGUGCGGGGCUGCUGGGUGAACGGCAUCCGGAGGCUCAUCAUCAGCCGGCGCGGCGACGAGGAGGAAUUCUUCGAGAUCCGCACCGAGUGGUCGGACCGGAACGUCCUCUACUUGCACCGCAGCUACUCGGACCUGGGCCGCCUCUUCAAGCGCCUGCUCGACUCCUUCCCGGAGGAUCGCGCCGAGCUGUCCCAGUCCCCGUUGCUCCAAGGACUUAUCACAAUUAAAGAGUCCCAAGACAUAGAAGCCAGGCUAAAUGAAGUUGAGAAGCUUCUCAAGAAUAUUAUAAAUAUGCCUUGCAAGUAUUCGAGAUCCGAAGUUGUCCUCACUUUCUUUGAAAGAUCUCCGUUAGAUCAGGUGCUAAAAAAUGACAAUGUCCAUAAAAUUCAACCAAGUUUUCAAAGUCCAGUUAAAAUAUCAGAAAUCAUGCGAUCUAAUGGAUUUUGUUUAGCCAACACUGAAACCAUAGUUAUUGACCACAGUAUACCAAAUGGUAAAGAAAAGCAUUUGGAUGUUGAUGCAGCAGAACAUUUGUUUGAGAAUGUUAGCGAAUUUACCUCAGAGCUUGAGGACAGCGAGGACCCAACAGCGUAUGUCACCAACUUGUCCUACUACCACCUGGUUCCAUUCGAAACGGAUAUUUUGGACUGAGAGGGUUAAGGAGACUUCAUUGAUUGAUAUUGAGUGGAUAUCUUUAUCUGUGCCAUUUACUGGUCCCCUAACUUUGCAUUUGUCAUACAACUGCGCGAUGCGAGAGAGAAAAGGGCAGAAUGCAAAUAUGUAUGUCUUGAAACUGGCAUUGUUGCUUGGUUCUUUACUGUGGCUCCUGAAGGCGCCUUGCAAGGAUGUGGUUCUCUUAUGAGCAAAGGGAUUUCCAUUUUGCUAAAAAGGAACGCAACGAGGAUAUCCAUUGCUAAAAAGGCAUAAAGAAACAUAAGAAGCAGCAGCAACAAGCGUUGGUGAUGCACAAAUCAUGGGCCCCAGUGGUUACGGAGGUACAGUGAAACUUGGAACAGCCGUCCACAGUUCUUCUCUCUCAAGCUCUCUCUGAUGCAUGAGGAUAUUUCUAAACCUUUUUCAUUCAAAGGCCUCCUCUGUUUGGACACCACUUGCUUUCUUCUUCUUUCCUCAGAGUGACAGUUCAAUAACAAGUGUCAUGUUAAUUUGUGCAUUGAAAGAUACCAGAGUAACUGAUGCCUUAUGUCAUAUGUGCCUAUAGGAAGCAAGCACAUAAAUCAGUUGUUAAAUUAACUUAUUAUAAGCCUGAAGUUUUGUUUAACCAUAUGAGGGCUUUUGUUUCUCACUUGUAAUAAUAGUAACAAUAAUAAUCAUGAUAACAACAGAGGAAUUAAGCAGGUUACAUUCUAAGAUGAUGAAUACAGGAAGAAAAAAUUUAAUUACUCUCUCUGAAUUUUUGAGAGUUCUGCUAGAAACAUUGUUAUGACUGCCCUUUCCCUAAAGUAAGAACUGUUUACUAUUUUCAGUAUUACAAUGUUUACACCAAAGGGGUACAUAUCUUCACAUCUGUUUGCUCUGAGGUGCUGGGAUGUGUCACUUUUACUACAAGGAACCUGCUAGAAAUGGUCUUCCUAUCGUGAAUGGCCUUCAUCUGUGCUCUUACUGUAAUGUAUAGAGGGAGUACAGAGUGGGAAUCACAGGACAGAGCCACAGUGCAUGAUGGUACUGCAAACCCAUGUGAAAGAAAUUUUGUGUAUUACAAAUGGCAGAAUUUUUGUGCCAGAGGAAGCUGUUUCCAGUGGCAAACCAGUGGCAAUUGCAGCACAUACUCCAGUCCCAAGAUAAAACUGAUCUUGUGUAAGUUUUAUAGUAGUGUGACAUCAACAUUAGCAGAAACAGCCUGAGACAUUUGCUACCUGAGGUUGAGCAGCUGACAGUGCUCCUUCACCCUGAUUAAGACACAUAAGCCAAAUUAUUUUGGCAGAACUAUCUCUCUUCAUCCCUGGUGAUAAAAUGGCAAGUGAAAUAGCUAACAAUUUGCCACUCUUUCAUGAGAUCUUUGUUGCUUGCGGUAACCACUCUGCCUAGUGGUAGGGCUGGUCCUAAACAGCAGGCAUAGGCUAUGUGGAGAGCAUGCCCAUUGACUAAAUUGGGAAUGUGGUAGAUAGCAAUCAAUAAUCAAUUAUCCACACUAUCCAUUCACUCAGAAAUAAACUUCAAACAUGGCCCAUGGGGACAGUAUAAAGCUCUGACAUAUGCCAUCAUGUUCUUUAAACUUCUUCCCUGAAAUAAGCUACUUCCCUAGCCCACCUUAGCACAAAUCUCCUACCUCCUCUGCUUGCGUUUUGGGCUGGACUGAAAACAAGGCUGGCUCAAACCUGAGGCAGAUUAAGAAAUGGUCCUGACCUCCCACCAAGACAGUGUGCAUAGAACCUGGGAGUUGUCUUGACUUUCUUGGUUUCAUUUACCAAAUGAUACAUUUUGUUAACCAAAUGCCCAGCAUUCCCCCACCGCAACGUAUUUUAUUCACAUUUACUAAUGAAUAAACGGUGGUCUCUCUGAGGUUGCUGCAAAGGGACAGCAAUCACCAAAUCCAGUGUCUGUUGCCCAAAUGGAAAACUGGUUACAGACUCCCCACCCCCCCAAAAAAGGAAGUGUGACCCUUCCUAAGUCAAUGUUAGGCAAAUUAUUUCAAUAUAUUAGGCAGAAAAUCUCAUAACCUUGUGUUUUCAUUUUUUAUGGUGUAAAUGCAAGAACAACAUGUCUAUCUUUAACACUCUACUGUCUUUUCGUGACACCCAAAAUUUGCUGCCUGAGAAACCAACUCCCUCUGCCUAAGGGUAGGACUGGUCCUGACUGAAAAGCUCCACAUAUUUCUUUAAUUCAGGCAUAGCCAAAGUGUGGUCUUCCAGAUGUGGCUGAAAAGUAACUCCCUGCAUUCUUCACCACUGGGUCAGUAGCUAGGGCUGAUGGGAGUUGCGGUCCAAUAUCAUCUGGAGGGCCCCUUUUUUGCCCAACUGGCACUAAUAGCUGGCACAGCAGGAGGAGAUAUGCAUGACAUAGCUUCUUCUACACCACAGUGACAAGGAAGAGCUGCAUUGAGAGACUGUGAUGAAAGGCACAAGAAGAGUUUUAAAGGCCAUAAUCCCUGUACCUUUCACUUAGCCACUGGCCAAGUGCACAGGAUGUGUAGGUUUUGCACUCUGCAAAAGGAGGCAGAUAGGGACAAGAUCCCACAGCCUGAAGUACAGAGUGGAAUGUGGAUGGAGAAGGAGAACUAGUUCUGGUAACGUGGAAGAGUGACAUGUGAACUCUGUGGAAGACGAGGCAUGCACUUGGGCAGCAGCAGAAGGCCUUGAGCCUUUGAACUGCUUGAGUGGUUGGUUUGGGCUCACAGAACAACAAAAAGCACCUGUUUUCACCCUUUAAUCAUCAGUCACUGUACUUGAUGACUGAACUCUAUUACAAGCACACUGAUACCAUACAGACCUCAGAUGGUUUAAGGGUUAUUUCCUCUCCUCAGGGAACCUUAUGAACAGCGUUUAAUAUCUCCUACAGUGAGUUUUCCAUGUUGACCCUAGACUACAGUUCCCAAGGGAGGAGGAAUGUCACUUAAACUGGAAUAAAAACGAUGGAGGUUUGUAAGAUAAUACCUGCCUUAAAUAGUAUAGUUGUUGGAAUUUAUGUAUAGGAAUUUACAUUCCAAGUUAUUUGUUCUGGUUUGUUUUUGUUUCUCCCCUCACUCUGGAGAAUAUGGUACAUCUCCUUUCUCCCGGGAAAGUCCUCAGUAUUCCUUUGUACAGCUAAUUGUAAAACAAAAUUUGCUAAUGUAAAUAGUAAUAAAUUAUUGAGAACCUUAACUCUUUGACGGGAUAUGUUUCCAAUAUAUUUUAAUGAAAUAAAAUAUUACUCUCACCUUAAA
Molecule: messenger RNA, 4079 nt
Organism: Pogona vitticeps (central bearded dragon)
Lineage: Eukaryota; Metazoa; Chordata; Lepidosauria; Squamata; Agamidae
Gene: PXDC1
Product: PX domain containing 1
Molecular function (GO): phosphatidylinositol binding
Source: RefSeq, a predicted model, not a curated record